This is a messenger RNA of Musa acuminata AAA Group (dessert banana), 4522 nucleotides long. Its product is annotated as protein phosphatase 2C and cyclic nucleotide-binding/kinase domain-containing protein-like. The transcript is spliced from 15 exons. Gene Ontology annotation, molecular function: cAMP-dependent protein kinase activity; cation binding; ATP binding. NCBI's taxonomy places the organism in Eukaryota, Viridiplantae, Streptophyta, Magnoliopsida, Zingiberales, Musaceae. Gene Ontology annotation, biological process: peptidyl-serine phosphorylation; signal transduction. The record is from RefSeq and is a predicted model, not a curated record. Bases 863 to 4162 code for a protein of 1099 amino acids. Gene Ontology annotation, cellular component: cAMP-dependent protein kinase complex.
CCUUUCCACAAGUUCUUUUCACCGUGUCAUCGGCUUAACCAGCAUGAUUGAGAGCAGAGAACGAAGCGUUGGAUAAGAGUUGGGCGACUGAUGAGGAUAAGAGUCGGUGGAUUAUCCCAUCAGAGAAUACCUACGGGCCGGCGCGGCUCCCAUGUCGGGCCCGCUGAUCCAACGACUGGGAGUUGGUAAGAGAUGUUGAUGGUGGAGGUGAUGAUAAGGCGGAGGUGAGCGAAGCGAGCGGUGGUUGGAUUUCUUUUUCGGACAGUAUAUUCUGUCAGAGGAGGAGAGGAGUUCGCUUUGGCGGUGCGUCUGCGGCUUAGCGGUCGCUGCUACUCCGUUUGAAAGAAUCUGACAUCCAAAAGAUCCUGUUUUGCUUUGGCCGUCGGUGUUGGCGAUUGCGUCCGAUCUUCUUGUCAAUCGUAUACUUAUGUAUUCGAUCGGAUAGUCUGCUGCUACGAUCGGCAGAAACAUUUGGGUGAUGUCGAGGAAUUCGGGCGGAAAGUUUUGGAUCCGAAAAUUACGGGAGUUCUGUUGGAUUCCGCGGUUUCUUAUUGAAAAUUCUGGUGGUUAAUGGAUAAUUCUUUGCUUCUGAUUAGUGAAUCUGUGGCUGUGUUCAUUGAGUGAUUCCUUGCACUUGACAGGGAAAAUUAGGGUUUCGGGCUUUCUUUUGUAGAUUUCGGCUUGCCAUUGAAAUGGCAUGGAAAUCUUCUCGGCGGGUAUCUGAAAUGGUUGCCUCUGUGUUCAGUAUAUCUGACGACAUCAAAUUACUACUGAACUAAGGCUGGCUCGAGUUUUGCCUGUUAGAACUGGUGAUUUAUGAAUUGUCUCGUGAAUCAGGCCCUUCUUCCUGGUCCACUGAGUAAUGGGGUGUUUGUAUUUCAAGAACUGCCUUGGGCAAGUUCCUGACUCCCCAACACCAUCCAAGAGAAAGGAAAGUGGCCACAGGGGAGCAGGAGUUGGUCUUCCUCAUAGUUCUUCAGAUACUGAUGGAGAAGGCGUAGAUCAAUUGAAUCAGUUGAGUAUAACGAGAGAUUCUGAUGUGGGUAUUAAUCGACUCUCGAGGGUUUCGUCGCAGUUUCUUCCUCCUGAGGGAUCAAGGAAAGUAAGAGUUCCUCUAGGUAACUUUGAGUUGCGGUACUCCUACCUAUCUCAAAGAGGAUAUUACCCGGAGGCCUUGGAUAAGCCUAACCAGGAUAGUUUCUGUAUACAUACCCCAUUUGGAACAAAUCCAGAUGAUCAUUUCUUUGGUGUGUUUGAUGGGCACGGAGAGAAUGGAGCUCAGUGCUCACAAUUCACGAAGCAGAAAUUGUGCGAGAACCUGCUUAGGAAUAAUCGAUUUCAUGCUGAUGCUGUUGAGGCAAUCCAUGCGGCAUUCCUGGCGACAAAUUCACAGCUUCAUGCAGAUAGCUUGGACGAUGCAAUGAGUGGGACUACUGCAAUUACGAUAUUGGUGAGGGGUAGAACAAUCUAUGUUGCUAAUGCAGGUGAUUCGAGGGCUGUCAUUGCAGAGAAACGAGGAAAGGACAUUGUAGCUGUGGAUCUGUCGUUGGAUCAGACUCCUUUUAGGAGCGACGAGCUUCAGAGAGUCAAGAAUUGUGGAGCUAGGGUGCUGACCUUGGAUCAAAUAGAGGGUCUAAAGAACCCAGAUGUUCAAUGCUGGGGUGACGAAGAAGGUGAUGAUGGUGAUCCCCCACGAUUGUGGGUGCAAAAUGCAAUGUAUCCCGGAACAGCAUUCACACGAAGUAUUGGAGAUUCCAUUGCAGAAUCCAUUGGCGUCGUUGCAACUCCUGAGAUAUUUGUUAUGGAGCUCACACAAGAUCAUCCGUUCUUUGUGAUUGCUAGUGAUGGGGUUUUUGAGUUCAUUUCUAGCCAAGCUGUAAUUGACAUGGUUGCUAAGUUUAAGGAUCCUCGUGAUGCAUGUGCAGCAAUUGUUGCCGAAUCGUAUCGACUCUGGCUACAAUACGAAACUCGUACGGAUGACAUCACAAUCAUUGUUGCCCACAUUAAUGGGCUUGCUGAUACACAGUCAACUGGAACUGGAGUUGAUGUAUCAGUAAGACCUUUGCAACAAGUUGUGCAAGUGACAGGUUCUGAAUCUCCAUCCACUUUGAAUUGGAACUCCAGGACUCAGCGUCCAAGACAUGAACCAUCACGCAUCCGACUUAGAGCUAUCGAGAGUUAUCUUGAGAAUGGACAUGUUUGGGUUCCUCCCUCUCCUUCACAUAGGAAAACAUGGGAAGAAGAGGCACAUAUUGAGCAGGCAUUGCAUGAUCAUUUUCUCUUUAGGAGGCUCACAGAUUCACAGCGUCAUGUUUUGCUUGACUGCAUGCGAAGAGUUGAUGUGAAGCCUGGGGAUGUAGUUGUGCAACAGGGUGGGGAAGGUGACUGCUUUUAUGUUGUUGGAAGUGGCGAGUUUGAAGUUUUAGCAGUUCAGGAUGAGGAUGGGAAAGAAGUCACCAAGGUUCUGCAUCAAUAUACAGCCGAGAAACUGUCAUCCUUCGGGGAACUAGCACUAAUGUACAAUAAGCCUCUUCAAGCAUCCGUUCAUGCAGUUACCUCUGGAACUCUUUGGUCUUUAAAACGGGAAGACUUUCGAGGAAUUCUUAUGUCAAAAUUUUCCAACUUAUCUUCAUUAAAGUUGCUCCGAUCAGUAGAAAUUUUCUCCAAAUUGACAAUCUUACAGUUAAGCCACAUUGCUGAGGCUCUUAUGGAAGUUUCCUUCUCGGAUGGACAAAAAAUUCUCGACAAGAAUGAGUAUCUCUCCGCAUUGUAUAUCAUCCAAAAGGGUCGGGUGAGACUGACAUACAGACCAGAACUGUUGAGUCCAAAUGCAUGCAGCCUUCUGUCCACUCUUCUUGAUCAAGGAUGUCAUUUUCAAGAGAACGAUGAACAUGUGGUGGAAAUGUCAGAAGGAAGCCAUUUUGGACAGUGGGCUAUUCUUGGCGAGCGUAUUAGCUCUCUUACUGCAGUUUCGGUUGGUGACGUGGUUUGUGCAGUUUUUACAAAGGAAAACUUUGAUUCAGCAAUUGGGCCUUUGUCAAAAGUUCAACAGGAUGAUCUCAAGUAUGCAAUUGAUCUGAACUUGAUUUUAUUGUUUACCAACUUCAUUGCUUUUUCUAUGUAUUGCAUUGUGGCUUCCAGGUCAAAAGAUUUCCAGGAUUCUUCAAAAGAAUGCACUCCAAAUUCUGAUGCUUCUACAUGCAAGAAGCUUCAGUGUUCUGAUUUGGAAUGGAAAAUGAGCGUAUAUUCAACUGAUUGCUGUGAGAUUGGUCUUGUCAUUUUAAAGGGUUCUGACACUAUGCAAAGCUUAAAAAGGUUCUCUAAAAGGAGGAUUAAAGAGCUAGGAAAGGAAGAUCAGGUCUUGAAGGAGAAAGAGCUAAUGAAGAGUUUGAACCCAUCCACGUGUGUGCCAAGGGUUCUAUGUACAUGUGCUGAUGAAUCGUAUGUCAGCAUAUUACUCGAUUGUUGCCUUGCAUGUUCAUUGGCUUCUAUACUUCACUCACCCCUGGGUGAACAGUCUGCAAAAUACUAUGCAGCUUCUGUUAUUGUUGCACUUGAAGAACUACACAAGGACUCUAUCCUUUAUAGAGGUGUUUCACCGGACAUUCUAAUGAUUGAUCAAUUAGGACGUUUGCAGCUUGUAGACUUUAGAUUUUCAAAGAAGCUAGCUGGUGAAAGAACUUUCACUAUAUGUGGGAAUGCAGACUGUUUGGCACCAGAGAUUAUUUUGGGAAGAGGACAUGGCGUUGCUGCAGACUGGUGGGCCUUGGGUGUUUUAAUCUAUUUCAUGCUUCAAGCUGAAAUGCCAUUUGGCUCAUGGAGAGAAGGUGAACUAGAGACAUUUGCAAAGAUUGCCAAGGGACAUCUUACCUUACCUCAGUCCUUCAGCAUAGAAGUGGUUGACCUUAUCACCAAGUUACUCGAUGUUGAUGAAGCUACACGACUGGGAAGCCAGGGUCCAGAUUCGAUAAGAAGUCAUUCAUGGUUUGAGGGCCUCGACUGGAAAUCAAUUGCUGAUGGCAGUUUUCCUGUUCCAGCUGAAGUCAUUUCUCGCGUAGAUAUGCAUGUCGAAAAUCAUGCAGAAGAUACUGCACUCGCCAUCUCCUCUCCCUCUAAAGAUCUAGCUGUUCUUGACACCCCAGAAUGGCUCGAGGACUGGUAAAAUUUUCGCCAGGUUUCGGCACAAUGUGGAUCAUCUUACAGCCAGUUUCACCACGCCUGAUUUCAAAUCCAUCGGCAUCUGCAGAACACGUCCUCUUCACCGUAGUGAAUUAUUUUGCAUAUUGUUAGCAUCAACCCUUUCGAGGCAGUGAAUUCUUUUUUGGCUGUAAAGUUUUGCUAACAUUUCACAUCCCAUUCUCCCACCUUUGGAACCACAGUUCACGAGACCCAAUGUUACACACUGGUCUAUAAAUCUUCAGAGUGAUUCAUAACGGAGUUGUUGUUUUAUUAUUUUCUAUUACACUGACUUCAGUUCUUAACAUAUAUAAAUAUUCAUAUACAAUAUUUUCAUUGUAUUUAA